AUGUCUAACAUUAACGAGCGGACCUUCAUCGCCGUCAAGCCCGAUGGCGUCCGACGUGGUCUCGUCGGCAACAUCAUCUCCCGCUUCGAGAACCGCGGCUUCAAGCUCGUCGCCAUGAAGCUGAUCCACCCCUCCAAAGAGCACAUGCAGGAGCACUACCAAGACUUGAAGACGAAGCCUUUCUUCAACGACCUGGUCGACUUCAUGUCCAGCGGCCCCGUCUGCGCCAUGGUUUGGGAGGGCCUUGACGUUGUCAAGACCGGCCGUGUCAUGCUCGGUGCUACCGACCCGCUGGCCUCGGCCCCCGGCACCAUCCGCGGUGACUUCGCCAUUCACCUGGGCCGCAACGUCUGCCACGGCUCCGACUCGGUCGAGAGCGCUCAGAAGGAGAUUAAGCAAUGGUUCAAGGGCGAGGUGCUCAUCAACUACCGCUCUUCCGGCAAGGAGUGGGUAUACGACCUCAAGGACAAGAGGGUCAAGGUCGAGACUGAGGAGCCCGCGGCUUGCGAGGGACUCCCCGUUGACAAGCUCUAA
Messenger RNA from Hirsutella rhossiliensis, 534 nucleotides. Its product is annotated as nucleoside diphosphate kinase domain-containing protein. Gene Ontology annotation, biological process: CTP biosynthetic process; GTP biosynthetic process; UTP biosynthetic process. Bases 1 to 534 code for a protein of 177 amino acids. The record is from RefSeq and is a predicted model, not a curated record. Gene Ontology annotation, molecular function: nucleoside diphosphate kinase activity. The transcript is spliced from 7 exons. NCBI's taxonomy places the organism in Eukaryota, Fungi, Ascomycota, Sordariomycetes, Hypocreales, Ophiocordycipitaceae.